AUGGGAUCUAUCUAUCUAUCUAUCUAUCUAUCUAUCUAUUUCCCCCGCGUCCAUGGGCAUAAUAUGGUUAUUGGCGCCAAACCCUAUUAUCUAUCUAUCUAUUUUUCUAUCUAUCUAUCUAUCUAUCUAUCUAUCUAUUAUACAUUUGUUUCAUUGUGUUAUCUAAAUAUCUAUCUAUAUAUUAUCUAUCUAUCUAUCUAUCUAUCUAUUAUCUAUUUAAAUUUGUUUUCUUCGUUAUUUAGAAAUUCUAUCAUAUGGAUGUCAUGCAUGGCGUCAGAAACAUUAUUCAUAUCUAUCUAUCUAUUUAUCUAUUCUAUCUAUCUAUCUAUCUAUCUCACUUUGUUUCUUCGUUAUCUAUCUAUUUAUCGAUCUAUCUAUCUAUCUAUGAAAUCUAUCUAUUUACACUUGUUUCUUCGUUAUCUAUUCUAUCUAUCUAGCUAUGCUAUCAUAUGGACGUAA
Acanthosepion pharaonis is the source of this 459-nucleotide messenger RNA. NCBI's taxonomy places the organism in Eukaryota, Metazoa, Mollusca, Cephalopoda, Sepiida, Sepiidae. The record is from the annotation of a GenBank genome assembly.